AUGGCUUCGCUUUUAACAAAACUCGGACGAGUGGUUCUCUUCGGUCUGAUAAUUACACAGAGCUUACUUCUAUCUGCUUAUCUCGCGAAGUAUGAGGGCAACUCCAAGUGGUAUUUCAUGGCCUUUUCCUUUGGCCCAGCAAUUGGUGUUUGGUUUGUAUAUCUAUGUUCAAAUUCACCCUACCUUGGUAGCCUCUUUGGAGUUUGGGGUCUGUAUAUCGUGGCCUUGGUUGUAAACAUCGCAGUGAUAUUAGCAAUCGUCGGAGAUAGAAUCAGCAAGACCGAGGUUUUAAGUCCAAAUGUAUUGAAGGCGAUUCUGUGCAUUACACCACUUCUGCUAGUACUCUUCCUAUUCACAGGCAUGAAAACAAUGAUUGUUUCUGAGUUGCGUUUUUCCAUGACCGUCGAUCUGUUAGAUGGAGUCGUGAUGAUAGAUACCGUGUUAAAAGGAAUAGAGCACGACCUUGGAAUACCCAAAGCAUUCAGUAUAACAAUGAUCGUGUUCGCUUGCAUCAGUUUUACUAUGUCGAUAAUUCCCUGGAAAAUGUUAGAAGAUAGAUCCACCGAAAGGGGGCAGCAAAUUAUUUUGUGUCGCAAUAUUCUUCACACAUUUUUCGUAAAUGUACCAUUCUUGGUUAUUCGUGCGGUGGUGUUCUAUAAGUUUGGCAAAGACGAGUCCAUUUUCAUUGCCAAGAAUUUGAUAGGAAUAAUGUUUUCCUCUAAGGAGUUUCUUGAUCUA
Messenger RNA from Pocillopora meandrina, 738 nucleotides. The record is from the annotation of a GenBank genome assembly. Lineage: Eukaryota; Metazoa; Cnidaria; Anthozoa; Scleractinia; Pocilloporidae.